AUGGGUGGUCCAUCGCUUCGAGGCAAUCACAAGAGCGCCGCCGAGGUCGUUCCUCACUUCAUUGCACUGAUCUUUAGAGGUCUUUAUCCGCGGUCCUGGACGCUCUAUGACAUCCGAGAACUUGGUUUGACAGUAGUGAUCAGACAGAUUUCACCGGUAUUGCCGAAUAAUUAUGAGGAUUCAAGUCUUCCCGUUAGCUGCUUUGUUGUGACGGUUCAAAAUGAUAGUGACACUGACCUGGAGAUAUCGAUCGCGUUCACAUUCCGAAAUGGCACGGGUAAUCGUCGUUGGGAAAAUGAGUCUGAGUGCACAUUUGCAAGAUUCACAGAUGGAAAUGUAACUGGUGUAACAUUAGCGCAUACAAUAUCGCAGCUGCCGUGCACAUACGGAAUAGCAACUACUUCAAAUGCGGAAUCGACGAGUCACAUUUCAAUAUGUCAAGGAUUCGAUCCUUCCAAGUCGGGUGCUGCAGUUUGGACAUCUUUACGAGAUACGGGCGAUUUACCGGUGGAGGAUGACGAAUGCACUCCUGGCUCUACAGAGUUGGCGGUGGGUGUUUGUCAACGUUUCUUCGUGCCGGCUAAUAACUCAAGGACAGCGGAAUUUGCUCUAUCUUGGGAUAUGCCUAAUGUUAUGUUUGGCGCAUCCGGAAGGUGGUAUAGAAGGCGCUAUGCCAGAUUUGUAAAAGGAGCGUCCUGCCUAUGCACUCGAGCUCUCUUACGAAGGUCGCAAUGGGAGAAAGCUCUUGAAGAGUGGCAGAAACCGAUUCUGGAUCAUCCUCAACUACCUGAUUGGUAUAAGUCGGCGAUUUUCAACGAAUUGUACUUCAUUACCGAUGGAGGAUCGAUCUGGUUCGAAUAUGAUGAUGAUUGGUCACGGAACGAGACACAGCUUAGCGAAUAUACGAAAGAUCUCAUGAGGCAGUACGGACGAUUUGGGUAUCUGGAGUCUUGGGAAUAUCGCAUGGUUAACACCUACGAUGUUCACUUUUAUGCAUCGUUUGCACUGGCGCAGUUAUGGCCGAAUAUUGAGCUGACUGUUCAAGCAGAGUUCACUGAUCAAAUUGAACAUUCUGUGGAUACUCAUAUUACAUUUCACAUGGAGGGAGACGUAGCACGGCAGAAGACAAGCAGCCGCGUACCGCAUGAUCUCGGAAAUCCGGCAGACGAGCCAUGGUUAUGUACGAACGCUUAUGUCAUGCACGAUACGGGUAAAUGGAAGGAUCUCAACUUGAAAUUUGUGUUGACGUCAUGGCGAGACCAUGUCGCGUUACCACGACAUCCUGAUGAUCUGUCAUUUCUUGAACAUACAUGGCCAGCUGUGCAGAUACUUAUGUCGGAGGCUAUGCUGGAAUGGGAUCAAGACGGUGACGGAAUGAUUGAGAAUUUUGGUAAGGCGGAUCAAACAUACGAUGCGUGGAGAAUGGAGGGUGUGAGUGCCUACUGUGGUUCAUUGUGGCUAGCAUCGCUCCGAGUAGCUGCUGAGAUGGCCAGAAUAUUGGGCUAUGAAGAGUGCGAGAAGCAAUAUCUCCAAAUGUUAUCAAAAGCAAGGAAGGUGUUUAUUGAUCGUCUCUGGACUGGAUCAUAUUUCCGAUUUUGUGAGCGAUCGAGAAGUCGCGAAUCAAUCAUGGCUGAUCAGCUCUGCGGUGUGUGGUUUUUACAAUCAGUAUCGCCUCAUCUAGCGGCAGAGGUACUUCCAGUUCAAAUGGUUCGUAGUUCGUUGAAAAUGAUCUAUGACUACAAUGUGUGCAGUUUUGCUGAUGGAAAAAUGGGUGCCGUGAAUGGAAUGCGACCGGACGGAAGAGUGGACAGGGAAUAUAUACAGGCUGAUGAAGUAUGGACAGGUGUGACUUAUGCAGUGGCUGCUUUUCUACUGCAGCAAGGUGAAAUGGACAAGGCAUUCCAUACGGCUUCUGGAUGCUACGAAGCCUGUUUUGAGCGAGCCGGAUUGCAAUAUCAGACCCCAGAAGCAAUGUAUGAGACGAGGUUCUACCGGGCUAUCGGCUACAUGCGACCGCUAAGCAUUUGGGCUAUGCAGUGGGCCCUACAACGUCACUGCGGUCUGAACUCCCCAAGACAUGGUCUUCCCGCUACGAUACUCCCGCUGAAGGAACUCCAUUCGUCACCACGCCAGUUGUUGACGAUCAAAGCAUGUGAUGAUUCUGCCAGUGAAGGCUACGCAAGUGAUGAACGAGAUCCGGAGGCGGCCAGCAGCAGCAGCAGCAGCGGUUUGGGCAGCAGCACCAGCAGUGGUGGUGGUGCAGUUGUGAUGCUUUCGGCGCGAAAUCGUUUGUUCUACUUUGGCGCGCGAUACUGUGCAACGAAAACGCCUGCCGAACAACGGAUGGCGCAAUUAUUGAAGGAGAAGAUCAGUGGAGUCAAAGAAGUCGAGGUGAACGACGUGUCAAGUGGUUGUGGUUCGAUGUUUACCGUAUUUGUCGAAUCUAGUGCAUUUAAAGGUCUCACAAAAGUUGCUCAACACAAAAUAAUCACAGGAAUUUUGAAAGAUGAAAUCAAGGAUAUGCAUGGACUCUCAAUCACUACCAAGGUGCCUAAAUAG
Necator americanus (New World hookworm) is the source of this 2559-nucleotide messenger RNA. RefSeq lists its product as uncharacterized. Gene Ontology annotation, cellular component: mitochondrial matrix; membrane. The record is from RefSeq and is a predicted model, not a curated record. The transcript has 19 exons. Gene Ontology annotation, molecular function: beta-glucosidase activity; glucosylceramidase activity. Bases 1 to 2559 code for a protein of 852 amino acids. Gene Ontology annotation, biological process: carbohydrate metabolic process; glucosylceramide catabolic process. NCBI's taxonomy places the organism in Eukaryota, Metazoa, Nematoda, Chromadorea, Rhabditida, Ancylostomatidae.